This is a messenger RNA of Apis dorsata (giant honeybee), 2281 nucleotides long. RefSeq names its product repressor of RNA polymerase III transcription MAF1 homolog (gene Maf1). Gene Ontology annotation, biological process: negative regulation of transcription by RNA polymerase III. The coding region runs from base 412 to 1116 and encodes 234 amino acids. Gene Ontology annotation, molecular function: RNA polymerase III core binding. NCBI's taxonomy places the organism in Eukaryota, Metazoa, Arthropoda, Insecta, Hymenoptera, Apidae. The record is from RefSeq and is a predicted model, not a curated record. Gene Ontology annotation, cellular component: nucleus. The transcript is spliced from 5 exons.
GAACCGAUUGCUGAAAUCGGAUUGCGCACGGACGUAUAUUCGUCUCGAUAUCUUUAAUUAGAGAUCUGUGAUGUACAAGCUCGGCGCCGCGGGAAAAAUCAUUACGUCCAAGAUUAAUUUCGUACACUCAAAGAGGAAAGGAAUUUUCAUAUAUAUAAAAAAGAUGUACAAAGACUCAAUAAGUCUUCGAUGUCGUAGAAGUUUUUUAAAUUUUCGAUUAUAUUGAACAUCCCUUGACCGUCCGACUGAGAAACGAGGUCAAGUUUAGUCGAAAAACACAUUAAAGGUCAUCAACUCCUAUCUAAUGGAGUAUUAAUGACAAAAGUGUUUGACUGAGAGAUGCACCAAGAGUAUCCAGUACAGAGACACUGUUCUUACACAACGUAUAAGUAAACUACUGUUGUUGACAAGAUGAAAUUGCUGGAGAGUACACGUUUUGAAGCCAUAAACAGUGCCUUGUCCAUCAAGACUGGAGACAGCAAAAUAAUAGGCAGAAUAGAGAGCUACUCUUGCAAAAUGGCUGGAAAUGAUAAACAGCUAUAUAAACGUUUCAAUGCAGAACAAGGUUUUACUCCACAUGAUCUUCAAGCUUUAUCACCCCCACAAACAUCAUUAGGAACAUCCCCUGCUCAAGGAUACUUUAGUCGCAGUAUUUCUGGUGAUGAAGAUGGUCCAUUAUGUGAUACAAUCAGUAGAAAAACACUAUUCUAUUUGAUUGCUACUUUGAAUUCUGCUUUUCAUCCAGAUUAUGAUUUUUCUGAUGCUAAAAGUCAUGAAUUCAGUAAAGAGCCGAGCUUGCAAUGGGUCAUGAAUGCUGUAGACAGUAAUUUGAGUGCAACUGCGGGAGACCAUUAUCGUACUUUACGAACGGCACUUUGGGCUGCCAUUGAUGACGAAAUAUCAUUAAACGAAUGUGAUAUUUAUAGUUACAAUCCAGAUUUUGCAUCUGAUCCAUUUGGAGAAGAUGGAUGCUUAUGGUCUUUUAAUUAUUUCUUCUAUAAUAAAAAGCUAAAACGUAUUGUGUUUUUUCCAUGCAGAGCAAUAAAUCCUCUCUACGUAUUAGAUUCUGGUGUUGGCAGUGACUUUGCUAUGGAUGAAGAUGAAGACAGAUACUAAAUUCAUAAUACAUGUUUAUACAAACUUCGUCACUAUCUUUAUUAGUUUUGCCACAAAGGCAUGAAUGAACAUUAAAUUUUAUCUAUUACAUAACUUAUACAAUGAUACAUCUCAAAUUUUUCAUAAUUAUUUCGUUUAUUUUCACUUGUAAUAAUAUUUCUUUCAGACUUAAGUCUAACAAAAAUUCUCUUUUAUCUUUUUUUAUAUGAUAUUGAAGUAAUUGUAGUCAAGAAAAAAUCUAAUAGUUUUGAAAAUUUUGUAAGAUUUUGAAAUAAUAUUUUUCUUUGUGACUUUAUAAUUUUCAUAUAUACAUUUAUUAUCAGAGAUGCAUUAAGUAUAUAAAUCUGCUACACAUUAAUUAAAUUUGUACAAAUCUAAGAUCUAGAUUUUCAUUCUAUGUAAAAUAUUCAAGUUUAAGAUAUCAAAAAGAUCUUUAUCAUUAUUUAUAUAAAAACGUAAUGAACUUAGUGGAUUUUAAAUUGUUGUUGUUAUUGUGCUAAGUUGCUCUAUUAGAUUUCUUUAAGAUUAUUAUAAUAAUAAAAUAAUUAAAUUAAAAAAUAGAUUUAAUCUGAUAUUAAAAUGGGAGUACAAAAAUUAUUAGAGCAACAAUAGAUCUAAAAGUGCAGAAUUUCUUAAUCUUAGUCAUUAUAUCUUUAAGUUAUAAAAGAUUUAUUAAUUGUUUGUGCUCUUUGCUAUAAAAAUCAGUCAUAUAAUAACGUUUUGAUAAGCUUUUCGUAUAAAAUUUUAUACCUCAUAUAUGACUUUUGACAAAUAUAUAUUCUUAAUGUAUCAAUACAAUAUUCAGUUUUGUAAAUUAUCAAGAUAUUAAUUCAAUAUUUUGAAUUCAUUUUCAACAAACUGAUAAAAUUUGAUGAUUAAUUUAGAUUGUGCAAUAUAUGUAUAAAUUUUACAAUAGUAUAGUAAAUUUUCUAAUAAUUUUCGUAUAGUAUGAAAAAUAUUAAUUUUAUGUCACUGAUAAAUAUAUAUAUAUAUGAAUGAAUAUAUCUCGUGAAUUUAAAAACCAGUACUAUAUCCGAGUUAGAUUACUAGUUUUUGAUUGAAAAUCGUGAUUUUCAUAUAAUUUGUAUAAUAUAUAUGUAUAACCUUAGUUCCCUUAAGAUUACAUGUUUUUCUGCAUUUGAAUAAACUUUAUGAGCUGAUAAAA